UAAUUAAGGGUUCGAAUAUUGCUGUGUUAUUUCUGAAAUCAUAACUUGUCCUCCUCGCUGCUCCUGAGCUGUCAGGGUGAGAAUUAUCGGUGCUUUAAAAGCAACAGCUGGCGAGCAGGAGUCACACAAACUACUGAUUUACCCCGACGGAAUGAGGAGAAUUAACGUGCUAUUACCACGAAUACCACGAGUUUGCUGUGUGAUUAGCUUGAAAUCGCGAUGCCGGCGUGUUUACCUGUUUUUAUCCAGCUUUACAAGGUUAUUUGUGACAUUUGACAGGAAAUGUGAAGAAAAGGUUACAGAAGGAACUGCUAGCCUUGCAGAAUGAUCCACCUCCCGGAAUGACCCUAAAUGAGAAGAGCGUACAAAACACCAUCACACAAUGGAUUGUGGAUAUGGAAGGAGCCUCUGGUACUCUCUAUGAGGGGGAGAAAUUUCAGCUUCUUUUUAAAUUUAGUAGUCGUUAUCCCUUUGAUUCACCUCAGGUAAUGUUCACAGGAGACAAUAUACCUGUCCAUCCCCACGUUUAUAGCAAUGGCCACAUCUGCCUGUCCAUCUUAACGGAGGACUGGUCACCAGCUCUUUCUGUGCAGUCUGUUUGUCUUAGCAUUAUUAGCAUGCUGUCUAGCUGCAAAGAGAAGAGGCGGCCUCCUGAUAACUCCUUUUAUGUACGGACGUGUAAUAAAAAUCCAAAGAAGACAAAAUGGUGGUAUCAUGAUGAUACAUGUUAAUAUGAACUUUCUAGAACUCCCGGAGGGAAGAAGUCCUACUGACCUAUAAAAGCACUUUUUUGAAAUCAUAUGGUCUCUGAACUUUAACCUUGGACUCAAACUCAAGCAUGGACUCAGAACACAAACAUAGGAGAUGAUGUCAACUGUGUUACCGGUGGCCAGUUGGAUGCAUGUUUGGGAAAACUGAAAAACAGUCGAAGAACGGAAAUCAAUUUUUGAAGAGGAUGGAAACGGACCCGUCAAGGGUCGGUGUGGAAAAAUUCGAUAAAUCCAGGAAAAAUUAUUAUUAUUUUUUUUUUUGGGUAGUGAGAUUAUUUCUAUCUUGGACCAUACAUGAUUCUGUUCAUUUUUGUCAUUGGUAUGUUUUAAGGUCCAUGUGUCUUGUGCAAUAACAAGGAUAGGUGCAUAGCAGGGCCAAUAAUGAAGAAAUCCAAAUCAAAUUAUAGAAAUCCAAAACCAAUCUGGAAACGAUUGUAGUGUCCUUUUUUUUUCUCAUUCCUUAUAUUCCUACUGAAAUGAUAUGCACUGUGAUGAAAUCGAUGAAAGACCAGUUCAUUCUGAUGAAGAUAUGAUGCACUUCUUCAGCAAGUUUCUGAUGUUCCACUGUAAAUAGAUUAAUUUAAGAAAGGUACUGUUUUAUCUCUAUCUCAAGUUCUGCUAUUAUUGCAAAUGCUGGUGUUAUUUAGGACUAUAAUAGGUCCAUCAAACCAACCUUGACCAUCCAUGAACUCAUAUUUACCUCUACCAAGUCAUACGGGAUGAAACCAGUGUUGUGUGUAGGUUCGCCAUUAAAGCAGAGCUAUAGGUAACCCAUUAUAUUGAAUGUUAGCAAGAAAGUUGUGUCUUGUUCUAUCUUAUUUGUAUAAAAUGUUUUUGUUAUGAGACGCAAGCUCAGUCUAUUUUAAGCUAUUCCAUUUUAAAAAAUUUGCUUCACCUUUGUCACUUUUUUUUUUUUUUUUUUUUUUUUUUUUGGUUCAAGUAAUGAAAAAGAGUUGAAGAAUGGCAGUAAGGGUGUACGUCUUAUUUAAUUUUGUGUACUUGUUUUAUUCUCUAUAACCUCAGAGGUUUCGGAAGUUAUUGUGGUUUAUAUAUUCUUAAGAUGUUGAUUAUCCUGGUCAUACUUGCCUGGCUCAGGUAAUUUUUUCAAGGAUGUAAAAAAUCACAAAUAUUUCUAAAUAUUUUCCAUUUGAUUCUAUUUUCUCCUAAAGGACUGUUACGUAGUUUAGGAAAAAAAAAAAAAAAAAAAAAAAAAGAUGCAUAACUCCUAAAAAGUGAAAUUAACUCGGCAGCAUGGUCUACGUGUAGAUAGACAAGUUAUUGCGGAGCACAUAUUUGAUAAUGUUUAGAUCCUGCACUUUUUAUUUUCAAAAUUAAAUUAUUUUAAUUCUAUUUAAUUGUAAAAAAACAACAAACGAGUGUUGUUAUGGUCAAGGGUUAUCGGGUGGUUUGGCUUUUGUGUUUUCUGGGAUUUAAAAAAGGCUCACACACUUCCUGUCCCCAACAAUUGUAUAUGUUUGAUGUACGGUAUCCGAUCGGUAAUGUGAGAUCUCACACUGUUUAUUAACUUCAUACGCUCCAAAGAUGUAUUUUUAGCCAUCCGUUCAGAAAUACUUGAAUAUUCCAAACCUGGUUGGCUUGUCUUUUUUUCCAUUGUCUGUGGUACAGUGUACUUAGACUUCCAAGUGAAUGUGUCGGUGUAGAAAAACUGGAGAUGGCCAUGACUCUUCCCUCUGCACACAAUAUCAGGAUACUUUAUUUUAUGUUACACAUGUAAUUGUGCUUACUACUGAAAGAAAUGUGUGGAAAUGACAACAGGGCUAAACUUGAAUGUGCGUUCGCUGGCUGAGAAAUAUAUUGACACCUGUCAGCAUUCGAAAGGAAGUCAAUAAGUGUACACGCUUACGUUUAAGUAGACUUAAAAGGUAUCUAAAAAGUUUUCUUUUUUUGCUAAUGAAGGGUUCUAUUUAAAUUGGUUUGCCAGCUGUAGGAGGUGACAGGAAUUAUUGUUUUUUAACUCUUUCUUUGAGGGUUUUUUUUUUGGGUAUGUACAAAUUAUGUAAGUUGUGCCUGUUAAUUUAAAGAAUAAAAAUACAGGUUUUGA
Molecule: messenger RNA, 2832 nt
Organism: Puntigrus tetrazona (Sumatra barb)
Lineage: Eukaryota; Metazoa; Chordata; Actinopteri; Cypriniformes; Cyprinidae
Gene: ube2wb
Product: ubiquitin conjugating enzyme E2 Wb
Exons: 6
Coding region: 342-731 (129 amino acids)
Biological process (GO): proteasome-mediated ubiquitin-dependent protein catabolic process; protein polyubiquitination
Cellular component (GO): nucleus
Molecular function (GO): ubiquitin conjugating enzyme activity
Source: RefSeq, a predicted model, not a curated record